This is a messenger RNA of Paraglomus occultum, 3954 nucleotides long. The record is from the annotation of a GenBank genome assembly. NCBI's taxonomy places the organism in Eukaryota, Fungi, Glomeromycota, Glomeromycetes, Paraglomerales, Paraglomeraceae.
AUGGCUACAGCUAAUUUACAAGUGGGGGCAAGAUGCGAGAUUAAUGGAAGCUGGGGUGUCAUACGUUUUAUAGGAGUUACAAGCUUCUCUUCUGGCAAAUGGGUUGGCGUCGAGUUGGAUGAACCGAAGGGGAAGAACGACGGUUCAGUCAAGGGCAAAAAAUACUUUGAAUGUAAAGAAAAACACGGAGUGUUUGUAAGGCCUUCACAAUUAAAAACUAUUGUCGGACCAAACAGCCCCACUCAAGAUCGUUCGAGAACCCCCCAAAACGAUUCAACACAGUUUGCGCCUGCACACGAUCCGCAGGCGGCUACUGCAAGAUCACGUCUUCGAUCGUCUUCGAUAAUAUCUAAUAGCGGCAUUCCUAGCAGAAUAAACACAGCAGGAACGCCUCGAUCGCCUCGAGGGACGCCUUCCCCAACAGGCUCUAGGGCAAAUGUUCGUACUCCAAGUAGCCCUACAUUUGCAAAGAGACAACGGUUGCCAUCAGAAGUUACUAAUAUUGAUAUGAAGAGGAUGAGCAUACUGAGUUUGAGUGAGCUCGAUGAUGGCGGCGAGGAUGAUGCGGAUUUGAUGGACGAUACUAUUGACGAGGUCAAAGAAGACAUGGCCACAGAAGAGUUAUUACCAAAGGCAGAAAUUUACACAACCGCAACAGAAACAACAGCGAGUAGUUCGUCUGAUCCAUUUUCAUUACAAGAGUCAACUCAUACGCGUGAGCAGAUGGUAUCACUCAAAGAUUAUGAAGAACUCCGAUUGAAAUUAAAAAUACUGGAAAAUAAGAGGGCGGAGGACCGUGAGAAAAUGCGAGAAACCGAGAAGAUGAGGCAAGAAGCCGAACAAUUUCUCAGUGUAAAACCGAAACUUCAAGGUUUGCUCACGCAAGUUACAGUUUUAAUGUUAUCAUUUGACCAACCCAGUAAUCUAAAGACUUUUUACCUCAUAGUCAAGUUGACUGACAUGCAGGCAGAGAUGCGUGAUUUGAGGAGGCAGCUUAAAGAAGCUAUCUCAGAGAAAGAGAUUUUCGAAGCUAGGUAUAAUGAGGUCUCUGAAAAUAUGGAAAUGAUGACAUUGGAUAAGGAAGUAGCUGAAGAGAGAGUGGAGAACUUGCAACAUGAAGUUAUCCAGUUAAAAGAAAAGAUUGAGGAGAUCAGCGUUGACUUGAAUGUCUUUAAACAAGAAGGCAGGCAGAAACUCUUUCAUCAAGGAGAUGGAAGUGAUGCUCGACCAGCCGUUGAGGUUCGCCAGCUUGAACUGCAGAACGCACGAUUAAAGGAGGCUCUUGUGAGACUGCGUGAUGUUACAAGUGAACAAGAGGCCGAAUUGCAGAAGAAGCUAAAGGCUGCAGAAAAAGAGCUUACCUCAUUACAGGACAUACAAGUGCAAUGUGAUCAGCUAAAACAACAGUUGAGAACUGCUGAUAGUCAUAUCGAAGACUUAAAAUUGCAACUGGAUGAUGCACUCGGGGCCGAAGACAUGGUCGAGAGACUCACUGAGAAGAAUUUGGCUAUGGGAGAGAAACUUGAAGAAAUGAAAGCAACAAUAGAAGAUCUCGAGGCUCUCAAGGAACUCGCUGAUGAGCUCGAAGAAAGUCAUAUUGAGAACGAGAAACAAUUGCAAGCAGAGAUUGAUCAUAAGGAUAUACAAAUUCGUGAUUUCGUGAAACGUCUUGAGAUAGCAGACGAGACAAAUGCAGACUAUGAAAAUACUAUCAAUCAAUUCCGUGAGCUUGUAGCGAAUCUUCAAAGUGAUCUUGAACAAAUGCGGCAACGAGAAGCGAGUCAUUCCUCAGAGUCGAACGAUUUCAGCAGUCGGUCACAAGCCAUGCUUAAUUUGAACUAUCAGUUGCAAUCAACUGUGAUGAAGGCGCAAGCUAAGCAAAUUGAUUUGGAGUUACGUAAGCUUGAUGCUACUCAAGCUUCAGACAAUUUAGCAUACGUUCAAUCGUACCUUCCUGAUUCUUUCUUUACGAAUGAUAACGACUCGAUAAGAUGCCUUCUGUUGAUGAAGCGUCUUGUGUUCAAAUCCGAGCUAGUAAUUAAGCAGCUCGAUCAAAUCCACAAUAUUCCUGAGAAAUUGAACUCCACUGUGCCCGAAGAACUCAUAUCCGUCUGCGAGAUGAGACAGAAGCUUGCUUGGUUUGCGGACCUGAGUAAACGAUUUGUCUCAUUUAUAAAUUGUUGUAAUGUUGAGACUUUCCUGAAAAUGGGUCAAGUAUAUCAGGAUCUAGUUGGAACGGAGCGUAGGCUAAAUCAUAUCGUCGAGCUUUUACGGAAAGAAGAAUUGAAGGAAAACGACUACAUCGGCGACGUACAGAAAUCUAUUGUUCAGUUAGAGCAUCUCGCAGAGCUUUACCUAUCUAGUACAAGGGUGGAUGAAGGUGACAAAUUCUAUGGAUUUGCUAGGGCCAUCGACUUGAAUGCAGAUACCAUUUCUGUAACACUCGGUCAUAUAAAGCAAGCAGUUGCGCUUGCUUGUAAAGAUGAAGAAAUUACCGUCACGGAUGGAAGCGAACUAUUUACCAAUGACUUCUUCCAGCCUGUGCAAAGCUUAUUCUCUCAAGCGAAAAGUAGUAAGGUAGUCGCGAGGAAACUAUUACGACGCUUAGAUGACUUGAAUGGACAAGAUCUUACUUUGAAACCGGAUCUACUUUCGCAAUUUAAGAGCUGUUACUUGUUGAGCGCUAAAAUUUCCAACUUUUGGCAGGAGGUGAGGAAAGGCAUUUCCGUAUACAUAAAUGAAAGGAAAGGCUCAAAAGAAGUCUUGCAACUCAGUGGCUUGCACCAUGUCGUCUACAAAGCGACAGAAGAUAUUCUUGGCGUGAACGAAAUGCAGAUAUGGGAAGGCUGCACAAAACUGAUACAGGAGUUAUUCCAAGACGUGGGUAAUCUUAACAAUACUGCCAGUGAUAAUGACCGAACCGAACCAAUCAGCAAGGGUGAAUCGCCAUGGGUCAUAAGAGCCAAGAACAUCAAGGCGGAAGUCGCAGUAAAUGUGGAUAUGGAGCGUAAACUUCAGCAAGCUGCAGAGGAAAUUCGUGAACUGUUCAAAGAACUAAAAUUAAAGGAUCAAAGCUUACAGGAGAACCAGAUUAAAAUAGAUCUUCUUGAGAAGCGGAUGGAGACGGCUAAGAAACAGGCUGAUUUAAUCGCUGAACUGGAAGAACAACUUACCGAGACGCGGAAGCAACAGAACCUUUUCGAAAAGACUAUGGAGAGUCUUCAUGCGGACAUCGACUCUCUGGAACAGGAAAAUAGACAGUUCAAAAGCCUUGCGAAGACUUUGGAAGAGACUGGACGUCAGAACUCGCCCGUCAAUCAAAACUUUGCUAUUCCGGACGACGAAGAAAUUGAAGAAACUACAAUGCCCACUGAUACUAAUCCAAUUGAGACUCAACGUCUUGCAAGUCAGAUCGAAUCUCUGAAGUUUGCUGUUCGUUAUUUGCGGGCAGAGAAUGCUCACUUGAAAGGAAAAGAUGCGAUGACUGUAUUGAAUCUGCACCUUCUUCCUAACAAAUCAAAGGACGCGCGCAACGACGAUUUAGUCAAGUCCAUGGCUACGGAAGCGAAAACAUUACUCAAGGAUUUCCGUUCUGUUAGCGCAUCCCCACGUAUUAUUGAUUUGAGCAAGACGACAACAGCUCAUAAAGGGUGGCAGCCUAGAAAAAACAUGCCAGAAUAUCAUUUUCAUGCCCAACGGUCAACCAUGUAUACCUUGCAAAAACGUAGCGAUGAAUUGAAAUCAAAAAUGCAACAAUUAGGGAAGCUGAAAAAGGUUAAGACGUCGAAGGGUCAUAUUGGGUUCGAGCCCCCAUUUGUCGGUCGUAUCCAAGUUCCACUUCCCGAAUCUUCCAUUCCCACCGAAAUGGCUAUCUCAAGAGGUACUCUCCGACAUAACAUUAAGUUGCAGAAUGCAGCUGAUUAUGAAAAAAUACAUACGAUUUUUGUAAACUAA